Molecule: messenger RNA, 1038 nt
Organism: Salvelinus namaycush (lake trout)
Lineage: Eukaryota; Metazoa; Chordata; Actinopteri; Salmoniformes; Salmonidae
Product: keratocan-like
Exons: 2
Coding region: 1-1038 (345 amino acids)
Molecular function (GO): protein binding
Source: RefSeq, a predicted model, not a curated record
AUGGCGCUUCUCCUAGCCCUUUCCUCCGUCCUGCUUCUGGUCGGUCCCGCUCUGGCCCAGAGCCCGGACAUGUCCUACGAAGACUAUAUGGCCCAGUUACAGGCCUGUCCCAAAGAGUGCCGCUGUCCGCCCAGCUUCCCCAACGCCGUCUACUGCGACAACAAGGCUCUGAAGCGCAUCCCCACCAUCCCCCCACACACCUGGUAUCUGUACCUGCAGAACAACCUCAUCGACGUAAUGUCAACAGAUGCUUUCCGCAACGCCACGCAGCUGCGCUGGAUCAACCUCAACCGCAACCGCAUCACCAGCGAGGGCAUGGAGGAGGGUGCCCUGGCCGCCAUGCUCCGCCUGGUCCACCUCUACAUGGAUGACAACCUGCUGAGCUCCGUCCCGGCCAACCUGCCCUCCAGCCUGGAGCAGCUGCGCCUCUCCCGCAACCGCAUCUCCAAGAUCCCCGCCGGGGUGUUCUCAGGUCUGGAUCGGCUGACACUGCUGGAACUGCAGGGGAACAAGCUCCAGGAUGACGCAGUGACCGAGGUGAGCCUCAAGGGCCUGAGCAACCUGGUCCAGAUCAACCUGGCCAAGAACCAGCUUACCACCAUGCCCCUGGGCCUCCCCAUCACCAUCACCCAGCUCUUCCUGGACAACAACGCCAUUGAGAAGAUCCCCGCUGACUACUUCAAGGGUCUACCCAAGGUGGCCUUCCUCAGGCUCAACCGCAACAAGCUGGGAAACGGCGGACUGCCCAAGAACGUGUUCAACAUGUCCAGCAUCCUGGACCUGCAGUUGUCCCAUAACCAGCUAACUCAGGUUCCUAUGAUCCCCUCAGGCCUGGAACACCUCCACCUGGACCACAACCAGAUUAAGAGUGUGAAUGGAUCUGAUAUCUGCCCUGUGUCGGCUGAUGCUCUGGAGGGCUAUGUCACUGAGACUGCUCCUAAACUCCGCUACCUCCGUCUCGAUGGCAAUGAGAUCAAGCCACCAAUACCCAGAGACCUUAUGGUGUGCUUCCGUCUCCUCAGGUCCAUCGUCAUAUAA